Striga hermonthica is the source of this 1482-nucleotide messenger RNA. The record is from the annotation of a GenBank genome assembly. Lineage: Eukaryota; Viridiplantae; Streptophyta; Magnoliopsida; Lamiales; Orobanchaceae.
AUGGCUCAAUUACAUGCCAUAUCGUCAUGUUCGUAUGCCAGUCGAUUUUUCCAUGGUUCGAAAAGUGAUUCAGCUGGAAUUAGCCACAUUCUGUGCCCGAGAAAAGUAACUCCACAAAAUGAGCUAGGGGUGAAAGCUAGUGAAUUUCAUGGCCCUGCUGUUGUCCAGAAAGCUGCCAACUUUUGCGUUAACCGUGGCAAUCAUGCUAUCCAAGCAGUUUUAGCUAGUGAUGAGAAGGCAUCAACCUCCAGUGGCGUGGAUGGAAAAGUUCUGCGUAAAAAGUUAAACAAAGUGGUUCUGGCCUACAGUGGUGGUUUAGAUACCUCUGUAAUUGUACCUUGGCUAAGGGAGAACUAUGGGUGCGAGGUUGUUUGCUUCACUGCAGAUGUUGGUCAAGGCUUACAAGAAUUGGAAGGUUUGGAACAAAAGGCCAAGGCUAGUGGGGCAUGUCAACUAGUUGUGAAGGAUUUGAAAGAGGAAUUUGUGAAAGAUUUUAUCUUUCCUUGCUUAAGAGCUGGUGCUAUCUACGAGAGGAAGUACUUACUUGGGACUUCAAUGGCUCGUCCAGUUAUUGCGAAGGCAAUGGUUGAUGUUGCCAAAGAGGUUGGAGCUGAUGCUGUUUCACAUGGUUGCACGGGGAAAGGAAAUGAUCAAGUCCGAUUUGAGCUCACAUUCUUUGCUCUAAAUCCAGAUCUCAGUGUGGUUGCUCCUUGGAGGGAAUGGGAAAUAACUGGAAGAGAAGAUGCCAUUGAGUAUGCUAAAAAGCAUAAUGUGCCUGUACCUGUGACCAAGAAAUCUAUUUAUAGCCGGGAUAGGAAUCUGUGGCAUCUCAGUCACGAGGGGGAUAUCUUGGAGGACCCAGCAAACGAGCCAAAGGAGGACAUGUACAUGAUGAGCGUUGACCCGAAAGAAGCACCCGACCAACCUGAGUACUUGAAAAUCGGCAUAGUCGAGGGCAUUCCUGUCUCGAUAAACGGGAAAGAACUCUCACCCGCAACCCUACUCUCGGAACUCAACGAAUUAGGCGGGAAGCACGGGAUCGGGCGCAUAGACAUGGUCGAAAAUCGGCUCGUUGGCGUCAAGAGCCGUGGGGUCUAUGAAACUCCAGGCGGGACAAUCCUCUUUGCGGCGGCUCGUGAGCUUGAGUCUCUCACGCUCGAUCGUGAGACUAUGCAGGUAAAGGACUCUCUUGCCUUAAAGUACGCUGAGUUGGUUUACGCGGGUCGGUGGUUCGACCCGCUCCACGAGUCGAUGGAUGCUUUCAUGAAGGAAAUCACGAAGACCACGACUGGAUCGGUGACCCUUAAGCUCUAUAAGGGGUCAGUAAGUGUGACGGGCCGGGAAAGCCCGUAUAGCCUUUAUAGGGAGGAUAUUUCUUCGUUUGAGACUGGGGAGAUUUACGAUCAAGCUGAUGCGGCUGGUUUUAUACGGCUUUACGGGCUGCCUAUGAGGGUUCGAGCCAUGCUUGAGAAAGGGAUCUGA